AUGACUACUCUCCCGAAGAUCUUCAUCACCGGCGCAACCGGCUACAUCGGCGGCGACGCCCUCUACGCCAUAUUUGCCAAGCAUUCCGAAUAUAAAUACACCGUGCUGGUGCGCUCUCCAGAGAAAGCCGAAAAGGUCCAAGUCCAGUACCCUUCUAUCCGGGUUGUCAUCGGCGAUCUAGAUGACUCUGCCCUUUUGGAGAAGGAGAGUGCUGAAGCUGAUAUCGUUUUGCACACCGCCGACGCCUCCGACCAUGAAGGCGCCGCGAACGCCAUCGCCAAGGGCCUAGAAAAAGGCCACAGCAAAGAAAAGCCUGGAUACUGGCUUCACACUGGCGGCACGGGUAUCUUGACAUUCCAUGACACGGAUCGGAAUGUGUUCGGGGAGGGUAGCGACAAGGUCUAUGAUGACUGGGAUGGAGUGGACGAGUUGUUGAACCUGCCGGAGCAUGCGUUCCAUCGCAAUGUGGAUCGGGUGGUGUUGGAGACGGCGAAGGCGAAGGGGGAUGUGGUGAAGACGGCAUUGGUGUGCCCGCCUACUAUUUAUGGACGAGGUCGAGGCCCCGUAUCCGUGCGCGGACGACAAGUCUACGAGCUGGCCAAGGUGACACUGCAGCUCAAGAAGGCGCCACUCAUCGGAGAUGGCAAGUCUAUAUGGAAUAAUAUCCAUAUCUAUGAUUUGAGUGAGUUGUAUGUCCUGCUUGUGGAGGCGGCUGUGCAUGGACGGGAUGAUCCUGAGCUGUGGGGGGAGAGGGCGUAUUAUCUUACUGAGAACGGGGAGCAUGUUUGGGGUGAGUUGGCUGUGGCGACGGCAUUGACGGCGACGGAGCUAGGCUUGCUUUCUAAUGUCGAGAAGGAGAAGAUUAGUUUGGAGGACGCGAAGAGGUAUGGUGGGUAUGAGGCGUUGAGUUGGGGGUUGAAUUCGAGGGGACGCGCCAGGAGAGGAGCCAAGGUGCUGGGAUGGACGCCGACACAGCCGAGUAUUGAGGCGACGCUGCCGGAGAUCUUGGAGGACGAGGUGAAGAGGAUGACUACUCAGACACAGAGGGUAUAGUGCGGAUGCAUGUGAAGGAUGGAGAUAUAGCUAGUUAUCCAAUUCGAUCUACACAUCACGGGCACUAUCCAAUGAACAGCUACACCUCCACCGGCGUAUCCACCCCUCUGAUCAACGUCUUAAUCCCUUCCCCCCUAGCCGUAGUCUCCCACGCCUCCACGGCCUCCUCAAACCCUACCACCUUAGUAAUGAACCUCCUCAGCGGAAUCCUCCCCUCCACAGCCAUCUGCAUCCCGAGCUUGUAAUCCCCCGGCCCAUACCGAAAACACCCCUUAACGACAACCUCCUUCGCAACCACCGUUCCAAUGGGAAAAUUCACAUUCUUCCUCCCCAGCCCCGUCUGCAUAAACGUCCCUCCAACCUUCACCACCUCUAUGCCCAAGUUAAUACAAGCCUCUGCCCCCGUAGCCUCAAUAACAAC
Aspergillus welwitschiae is the source of this 1474-nucleotide messenger RNA. RefSeq lists its product as uncharacterized. The transcript has 4 exons. The record is from RefSeq and is a predicted model, not a curated record. Bases 1 to 1053 code for a protein of 350 amino acids. Lineage: Eukaryota; Fungi; Ascomycota; Eurotiomycetes; Eurotiales; Aspergillaceae.